AUGAGGACACGCUACUUCUCCUUCGCCGGCGACGACUCGACCACCCAGCGCUUCUUCUCCGUCUCCAAACUCCCGCUGUCAUGGCCCUCCCUCCCCGUCCUGGUCCCCCACCGCAUACGGCGGCGCUUCCGCUCGACACGAUCCAAGAUACGCUCCAUGCAGACGCCCACCUCCUCGAUAGCCUCGCUCAACACCUCCCUCAACCCCGCCGACACCCUCCGCGCCCUCCGAACACACCACUGGAGCUAUUAUGACGCCCAGUACAUCUUCUUAGCGAUCGUGGCAACAUUCGCGCUCUGCGUGAUACAGAGCCCCGGGCCGUUCACCAAGACAUUAAUAGUGGCGGGGAUGUUGACCCUACAGAUAAUACCGCUCACACGACAAUUCUUCCUCCCAUUCCUCCCGAUCGCGGUAUACCUACUGCUGUUCUACUCCUGCCAAUUCCUGUCAGGGGAGUUUCGACCACCGAUUUGGGUGCGAGUGCUGCCCACCCUCGAGAACAUUCUCUACGGCGCCAACCUCAGCAACAUCCUCUCCGCGCAUCAGAGCACAUUUCUCAGCGUCCUGGCAUGGAUACCUUACGGACUGUGCCACUUUGGCGCUCCCUUCGUCUGCGCCGGGCUGAUGUUCCUCUUCGGACCUCCCGGAACAACGCCAGUGUUUGCAAGAGCUUUUGGCUACAUGAAUAUCGUCGGCGUGAUGACACAGAUCUUGGUCCCAUGCUCUCCGCCAUGGUAUGAGAACAUGUAUGGCUUGGCACAAGCAGAUUACUCGAUGAAGGGGUCUCCAGCGGGUCUGGCAGCCAUCGAUAAGCUGCUCGGCAUCGACCUAUACACCUCCACCUUCACCGCAUCACCAGUCGUCUUCGGCGCCUUCCCGUCCCUCCACUCCGGCAGCGGCACCAUGGAGGUGCUCUUCAUGGCCCACACCUUCCCCGCCCUCCAACCACUCUUCGUUUUCUAUCUCCUCUGGCUGUGGUGGUCGACAAUGUACCUCUCGCAUCACUACGCGAUCGAUCUCGUUGCCGGCAGCCUCAUCUCGAGCAUCGUCUACUUCAUGUACCGAGGCCAAUCCUUGCCUCGGUUGCAGCCCGGCAAGCUCUUCCGUUGGGACUACGACUACGUGGAGUACGGCGAUGUCCCAGAUCACUACGCAUACGGCCUUGCGGACCUGGACGACUACCAUCCCAAGGGCCUGCACGGCGACUCCGACGAAUGGACGAUCGGCUCCAGCAGCAGCUUCUCGAGUAGCAGCAGAGACCCUUCCGCGGGCAUGCGAUCUCCCGUCACCGAUGAGUCUUCAUGGGAGGGUGACACCAUAGCCUCUUCGUCCGAUACCGAGUACCAAAAAGCAUAG
Molecule: messenger RNA, 1356 nt
Organism: Saxophila tyrrhenica
Lineage: Eukaryota; Fungi; Ascomycota; Dothideomycetes; Mycosphaerellales; Extremaceae
Gene: AUR1
Product: Phosphatidylinositol:ceramide phosphoinositol transferase (IPC synthase)
Exons: 1
Coding region: 1-1356 (451 amino acids)
Biological process (GO): inositol phosphoceramide metabolic process; sphingolipid biosynthetic process
Cellular component (GO): inositol phosphoceramide synthase complex
Molecular function (GO): inositol phosphoceramide synthase activity
Source: RefSeq, a predicted model, not a curated record